CCCCCGCAGCCAUUCCCGCCGCCUCCCCGCUCUCGCGAGACCUCCUCCCGGAAGUAGCAGCCGCCGUACGGAAGCGGGGGCGGGCGGGCCGGUGCGAUCGUUGCUGUCAGGUCGCCAUGUCGCCGCGGCUGCUCCUGCUGCUCUUCGCGCUCUGCGCCGCCCACCGCGCCCAGGCUGCACAGAGCCCAGAUCAACCAAACAGCAGAGGCGUCAGGGACGCCAUGCAGAACACAGCGAGUACCGGGCAGGAAACCCCCACGGAGAAGCAGCUGAAUGAGUCUGCAACAAAUGGAGAGACACACUCGGGGGUGGAGCAAAAGGAUGAGGAAAGCCCCAAAGCAGGCACGAGUAACACGGCGGUGACAGAUACAGAGCAGAAGAGCACAAGUGUGUCUGGUGGCCCGGAGGCGCAGCCGGCCAGCCAGGGUAGUGCUGGCCAGGGCAGCAGCACCAGCACCAGCUCCCAAAACGAGAAUGGAGGUGCUGGUGCUGCCGGUAACCAGGGUGGCGGGCAGGGUGGUGGCGCCGGUAACGGGGGCAGCAACCCCAGUGGGCAGGGUGACAACCAGAACACAGGUGACAGCCACAGCCCAGACAACAGCCAGAGUUUGGACACCGGGCAGAACAGGGAUGACACGCAGAGCACAGGCACCAGUCAGAGCAGCAGUGGCCAAAACAACAACCAGAAUGGCGCCAGCCAGGGCAACGGCCAAGGCAGCAGCGGCACAAACCAGGGCAGUGACACCAACAACCAGGGCGGCAGCACCACGAACCAGAAGGAGAACGAAGGCAGUAAUGGCAAUAACCAGAGCAAGAAUGGUAACGGCGAUAGCCAGACCACGAAUGAGGGCGCUACCGACGGUAAACAGGAUGAGAACAAGGGCAGUGACAAGGAGAAACAGGACAAGAACCAGGGCGGUAACGGCAAUACCGAGGACAAGAAUGGAGGUGCUGCCAGCGAUAACGAGGAGAAGAACCAGGGUGGUAACAGCGAUAGCAAGGACGAGAAUGGAGGCACUACCGGCGAUAAUGAGGACAAGAACCAGCAUGGUAACAACAAUAACCAGGAGGAGAACCAAGACAGUCACACCGAUAACCACGACAAGAACCAGGAUGGUAACGCCGAUAACCAGGGCAGUGACACCGAGAACCAGGACAACCAGGGGAAUCAAGCAGACUCGGAGGGAAAUAAAAACACGUCACCACAAUCAGGUUCCUCCGCUGCCGAUGGCAACGGCUAUUCAGACAACACCGGAGGCUCCAAAGAGGAAGAGGAUGUGGGUGAGGACGGUGGCGAUGGCAGCGACGGUGCCUCCUUUACCGGAGAGCGGGAGAAGAGCGUCCCCUCCGUCCCCAGGGCCCCGGCCGAGAGCAGCCACUUCUUCGCCUACCUGGUGACCACGGCCAUCGUCGUCGCCGCCCUCUACGUCGCCUAUCACAACAAACGCAAGAUCAUCGCGUUUGCGCUGGAAGGGAAAAGGUCCAAAAGUGGCCGACGGCCCAAAUCUGGCGAUUACCAGAGACUGGAUCAAAAGAUCUAGAUUCCUCUUUGGAAAUGCAGCGGGAUCCCGGUGGCUGGCGAUGAAGACGCAGGAGCGCUGGGUCGCCCACCCAACAUUCGGGUUUCAGACACCGGGGGGCAAAGGGGAAAACGCUUUUGUUUUGCACCCGCACCUUGAUAACGUUCAACUCUCACUUCUCAAAACGCUUUUCUCCUUCCCCACCCGCUGAAGAUGAACUUUAUGUUCCACUCGGGCCUCCGUGACACGGGAAAAACGAAUCCCCAGCGCUCGGCGGGACUUUUGUGUCCGAAUGAAGUGAAUUCGCCAUCUGCUGUACUGACAACUCCUCUUGACGGGGGGAAAACCAAACACCCGCCUGCGAAAUGAGCCGCUUGACGUUCCCUCUUCCCCCCGUUGUAUUUGGAGGCGAAAGUUCAGAGCGCAACUGAUUGCACUAGUUUAAAAAUGCUCACCGAAGACCUUCUGAUUUAAUUUGAUUGGGUUUCUUUUUCUCUCUCCCUGUGCUGGCGACAACGCUCGAGUUCAACGUCUCGAUUCCUUUGCUGUGGACACGCUGGAGCUGCCCUUGGGUUGUAGCUUAAACCUUUCUCACCUGCCUCUUCUGCUCUGCGUGUGAUUUUUCGCUCCCAAACCCUCCGAAUUCCAAGGUUUGCACUAGAGGUGACGGUUCCGAUGCUGUGAAGGGCAGGGGAGGUUUGAUAAGCUUCAAAUCGCCACCGCAGACUUGACCUUGAAAAAUCGCCACCCUGCCCCUUGCGAAACGUCGUUUUGUGGGUGCGUGAGAUGUGCGGUGGCCCCGAAGCACUUGGGAUGAACAGAAAUUGCGGCUUUUCAAAUGCUUUCCUCAAAAAUCGUGUUGGGAACUGCUGGUCGAGCCCGAGCGGGCGCUGCCGGCGACACAGCCGCCGCCUUUUCCACCCACGAGUCCCCACGGGGCCGUUUCUACGCCUCCCCAGCAGGUGACAACACUAAGGGCUCGUUUUACCACCAACACAACCUCGUUCUGCUCCCCGCUGCGAUUUCGGGGAGUUUGUGGUUAAACGUCACACUUAACCAGAGCUGGGCCCUCCCGGUUGUAUUUACACCCGCAAAACACCUCAAUUCUCAAGUUACAACUGUGAGAUUGGUUUGAUUUUUGUCAUUCUACUCCAAAUAAGUUGAUUUGAGAUGGGGUGUUUCUCAAAUAACCACCCACCUGGGUUUUGUUGUUGUUUUUUUCCAAUACGGGCAGGACAAAGUUGUUCCGAGGCCUCCGGAGCUCUUGGCACAGGCACCGACUCAUGACAGGAAGAACCUUUGACAAGGACAAGGACACCAAAGCUCCAGCUGUGUUUGAUUUUUCCUAACACUUCAUUCCCCACAAAAGAGGAGAAAAGGAGCUUGAUGCUCCCCUAAACCAAAAAUAAAUACAAAUCCUUUAUCCUGUUAAAGCACAAAGAGCAGAAAAAAAUCUGCCUUUAAAUAGCGUUCGCUGUUUCCAUAGAUAAACUUUUCCCAUGCUAAAAUUACUCGCGGGAGCUAUUUUGGAGAACAGGAGGGGGAAAGAGAAAGGAAAACAAGUCGGGGAACAAAACCCUUGGGCUUAAUUGUGCCUUGUGGAAGGGAAACGAGACUCAGCGGGUUUGGGGAUCCCGCACUGAUUUACAGACGGGACGCGGGUGGUGGGUUUUAUUUAAUGCCAGUGCAGGGGAAAUAAAUUCCACCACAUGCUUCUGAGCCACACACCCCGGAAUUUUAGAGCGUACGCACUGUUUUCCUGCUUUGUCCUGUAUUUUUUUUUAAUUGAAAAAUAAUUUCUGAAGAUUUUUUAUUUCGCUUUUCUAUCCCGUGAUGUUUUUCAAAGGCUUUUCGGUCUCUAUCAUCCCCCGGCGCGUUGGGAAUCGGCUGCGAUGGCGCCGGAGCGAGUUCUCCAGAUGCAGAGCGGGACCCUCACGCCUCAGACAUCCUCAGGUUGUGCUUUGAGGAGAGAAAGAGCCAAACCCGGGGGGUUUCCCCCCAGAAAUCUCCUCCUACCCAGCAGCACAUUCCUGGCACCGCUCGCUGGAACUGCCCCAACUGGGUGAAACCUCCAGAGGUGACAUCACGUUGUUUGGUUGUUACGGGAUUUCGAUUCAUGUGACGCGUCUCGAAGGGGUCGGGGUGUGCGGAACCUUUUCCCUUUGGCCGCGGGAUGGGUUCCAGUGUCGGCACGUGGGUUUUGUUGCCAAACUUCUGUACUUUUAGACCAGCUGCCUCGCUGGUUUGAAUCAGCAAAUUGUUCUCUGCUGCAGUGCAAUGCGAACUUUGAAGGAUCAGAAUUUUUAUAUUACUUUGUUUUUCUUUUUUUUUUUCUGUGUGGUAAAGUCAAUAAAAGGGUUGAAAAAAGAAAUAAAGCAUUGAGUUUUCACUUC
Messenger RNA from Columba livia (rock pigeon), 3913 nucleotides. It is a transcript of the gene TGOLN2, whose product is annotated as trans-golgi network protein 2. NCBI's taxonomy places the organism in Eukaryota, Metazoa, Chordata, Aves, Columbiformes, Columbidae. The record is from RefSeq and is a predicted model, not a curated record. The transcript is spliced from 4 exons. Bases 117 to 1541 code for a protein of 474 amino acids.